AGACACCAAGAGUAAACAAACGAGUCACUUCGAGGGGAACGACUGGCUAUUCAGUGCGACAAUAUAGCUCAUCAUUACACACAAGAUUCCACGUCAGAAGAGGGAAAUUAUCCGUAUAUCACCCUUCCAGGUCGUGAUGUGGUGUUUAAAGGUUCAUGCCAUUGGGGCCAUUGUCUGUGCUUUCAUAGCACACCUGCCAACUGGUGAAGCGAAGGCCUCAGAAACACUGAGUCUCUCAGAUGCACAAUUUUGCCAGGGCGGAUUAGAAGUUAUAUACCCGGAGAUUGACAUCAGUGACUGUAUGAUCAUCCCACCAGGACUGAGGCAGAAGAUUAGUAAGGAAUGGGGCCCCCCAAAAGUGAGAAUGGCAAAUGCUAAGAAGGAGAAGUACGUCCUGAUGAUGGUCGACCCAGAUGCCCCGAGCCGUAGCAGCCCCACUCGGGCCCACUGGAGGCAUUGGCUCGUAGCAGAUAUUGAGGGCAGUGUGCUGAGGACUGGGACCAUCUCAGGCUCUGUGCUCUCAGAGUACCAGCGUCCAAGGCCACCGCGGCACUCAGGGCUGCACCGCUACCAGCUCAUGCUCUUCAGGCAGCCGGACCAUCAGACGCUCUCGCUCAGCAAGGAGGAGAUCGCCUCACUGGGGAACUGGGAGCCACAGGCGUUUAUUGGCAGAUUCGGGCUGCGGCGUCCGGUGGCCUCCGUGCAGUUCCUCACCCAGAACUACGAGGACUGAGGAAUGUCUUCCUGUCUGUCGUCCCCAGCAGUCCAUAAAACAUGGACGGGUGGCAUCGUUCCACUCAUUCAAGGGCUCUUGGGUUUCAGCUGUUCAAUGUAAUUGGAUGUAGACUGUAGGAUCUGAUUGAAUGUCUGGCCUUAAAAAGAAUCCCCCACAGACAUUGGCAGUGUUGGCACAGUCUGGGACUUGCUUCCAUGCUACCCCCCCCCCCCCCCCCCCUCCCUUUCCCCCCCAAGUGUAGUUGGUGUUCUAAAGUUGGAACAUUGUCUAGGGAAUAGACGGCAUGUUUUGUGCUGCCAGUAACUGUUGCUUGAUUAUGCAGCACUGGGCUUUUAGUGAGUAUAUCAUAAAAGCUUGUCAGCUAUGUGUGUUCGGUUAGUUAGGACGGUCUGCUUUGAUAAUCAGUCAUGAUUUCAUUUAAAUCAGUGUCUAAUCUAACUGAACUGCCAGCCAUCAUGUGUACAAAACAAGGUGGCACUGAUUUGUUUUUUAGUGGCAUCUUCAGUCUAUGGAUUGCAUAACAAGAACAUAAAAAAAAAUCUCUCUCUCUCUCUCUCUCUCUUCCGAAACUUUUGAAACCAGCAAAAAUAGGCACGCUAUAACCACAGUGUGUAUUUAUGUCCAAGUCUGCACCAGAAGCAGUAUUUUUAACCCAUUCAUUUGCAUGCCUGAUUCAAGUUCCUUCUAGUCGUAGACAAGCCUGGCCAGCACAAGUUCAUUCAGCUUAAUAAAAACAACAGUCACCUAUAUCAAUUGAAGUUGCCAUUGUAAUUGUGUAAAUGUUUUGUUGCAUUUCAGCAAUUCUUUUUUCAUUC
Molecule: messenger RNA, 1551 nt
Organism: Sardina pilchardus (European sardine)
Lineage: Eukaryota; Metazoa; Chordata; Actinopteri; Clupeiformes; Clupeidae
Product: phosphatidylethanolamine-binding protein 4
Exons: 7
Coding region: 137-733 (198 amino acids)
Source: RefSeq, a predicted model, not a curated record